CGUUUCCGACACAACAAUACACAGCGGACUCCAUAACUGUACAUUGCACGGUCCAACUCCCUCACGCCUUGCUAACGGUAUGGCGGACGGCGAGAGGUCCCCGUUACUGUCAGAUCUUGGAGAUGGUGCUCCUGGCAGCGGUAACGGUGGAGUGUCUCCUGGUGCACCUCCUUAUGGUUUGCCAAAUAAACCACAAAGCUUCCCUCCGUUUCCCAGUCCCACCCAGCCCUCUGUGCUCCUGGGCGAGGACCCCCCUCCGUACUCUCCCCUCACCUCCCCAGAGAGUGGCAGUGCCCCUGUCAUCAGUUGCCGAGUAUGCCAAAGCCUUAUCUCCGUAGAGGGCAAGACCCACCAGCAUGUGGUCAAGUGUGGGGUCUGCAACGAGGCUACGCCAAUAAAGAAUGCACCAGCCGGCAAAAAGUACGUCCGCUGCCCCUGCAACUGUCUGCUCAUCUGCAAAGUCACCUCCCAGAGGAUCGCCUGUCCCCGGCCAUACUGUAAGAGGAUAAUCAACCUGGGUCCAGUGCACCCUGGGCCAGCUAGUCCAGACCCCCAGCCUGCCGGAGCGAGGGUCUCGUGUGGACACUGCAGCAACACUUUCCUGUGGACAGAAUUUACUGACAGGACACUGGCCAGGUGCCCUCACUGCAGGAAAGUAUCUUCUAUUGGCCAGAGGUACCCCCGGAGGCGGAGCUUGUGGUGUUUUCUACUCUGCUUGCUCUUCAGCAUCUCUACUGCUGGGCUGAUAGCCGGCACAUGGUUCCAGGCCCAGGACUACAAGGGCAUCUAUGCCUCAUGGGCUGUCUUGAUCCUGCUGGUUCUGCUCACCCUAGGCCGGGCUUUCUACUGGGCCUGCAUGCGUGUUAGUGAGCCCCUGCAGAACUUCACAUAGACCCCCCUCCCAAUGCACACACAUAUACACACAUACAGGACCCGAGAUGAAGGAGGAGAGACUUUUCUUUUCAGAUAAAAGAAAGAAAAAAAAGAAUAUUUAUUGAGCUGAAAAUCCAAGUCCCCAGUUCUCCUUUUCCUUUCCCCUCCCUUUUCUCUUUUAGUUAUUGUUCAGUGUGUUUCUAAACUGGGGUGGAGAUGUGUGUGUGUGUGUGUGUGUGUAUAUAUAUAUAUAUAUAUAAUCUUGUGGCCAGAGGGAGUUCAUUUUACAUUUUAAAAUAAUGUUUCCCCUUUGCUUUCAUUGUGGCUCAGACCUAUCCAUGUCAAAACCGCAUUAGGGCAUGGCUCGUUAUGUAAGUUUUAACAGUUGACAUAGUCCUAAUCCUGAUUUAAAAUGAAUUCAAUCUGGGCAUUUUGACAUGACAAAAAAAUAGAUAUAUUUUGGUGAGCAUUAUGAACGUAAAUCAGAUCAAACUAAAAACUUAGCCAGUGUGAAAUGAUGAACGCAGCCUUCCCCUGUUUGGCUGAUUCUCAACUAGGGCCUAUACAGUAGGGUGUCUUCAAAGGGAAGCUAGUCAGUCUGUUUUUAAAUUGUGUUGAUGCUGCAUAUCUGUGGGACUGUCUUUGAUCCAAAGCAGCUUGGAAGCCUUAAAAAAGAGAGUAACAAGAUCAUAUUUUAACAUUCUCAUUGCCACACACACAACAAAACACUCUCCUUUUAUCACUUGACACUCACUUUAACAUACCAAAAACUGGAUUUUAAAUUUGUGGAAGGAGCCUUUUGGCGGUCUGAAAUCGGUUUGAUAUUGUGUUCGUACUCUUGGGGAUUUCACUUGAUUCAAGUGUUGGUCCUGGAAAUACCCCUAUUUUCCCCCCCCCUUUAGUGAGAAAUGUUUGACUUGUAGGUCUACAAUACUGUACACUAAUUAACAUUAAGUGAAACUACUCUUUCCGUGUGGUUGAGAUGAGGACCUUUUCUUGUGGAUGAACUAUAGAAGAUAACUCCAGCACUCUAUGACCUUGCUGGAGUGUCAUUUUAAAGGGGGGGGGGGUCAAGGAACAGUCACAGAGGAAGGAGAAAAAGAUGGCAGUUUGGAACAGGGUAGCAGAGAGGGAGAGUCAGGAGCGAAGGCUUACACAGCACACGCAUAUUAAAACACUAACCAAACGAACAGUAACUUGUCAGUGGUUCUGAAUGUGGUAAUAGUUUUUUAUGGCUUUCUGUUUAAUUGUAAAUAUAUUUGUGGUCUGUGUAAGGUGCGUUAAGCACCCUAAACAGAUAUUUUGCACUGUGGUGCUUAACACUAUGGGAUUCCUGGAGAAACUUAUAUUUGUUUAUGUUGGUGGCUGAAAAGGGUUCUUUUUGUAACCCUUUACCCGUGACCUGGCUUAAUGAGUUUAUUAAUACUAACCUAUCUAGCCUUUGGAUGAGAGAUCAUCCAAAUCAUAACCUAACACAUGCGCGCAGACACAUACAAACACACACACUUUACUAUCUGAACACAUUUCAGCAAUGUUACAAUAAAUGUCAUUCAACGGUAAUGAUGACAUUACACACACACUGCUACGGAUCAUCAUGCUCUACACAUACUGCUAUAUGAGAAGGUCGACCUGCUUGACAGGACGGCAGGUAGCAGACAGCGACAGUUCUUUUGAAAAUGUUAUUUAUUACAAAUGAUGAUCAUGUUUUAUCCAUGACUGUACAUUAUUGAUCAUGUUAAUGCCAACAAUCGAAACACCUGGCUGAUUCUCUGAACAGAGUUUGUUUACACUCGAAUAAAGACAUGAUGUAUGAUGAUGUGAACAUGGGCUUCAUCUGUUUAUUCAGGAAGAAUAAAGUUAAAGUAUGAA
This is a messenger RNA of Osmerus eperlanus (European smelt), 2742 nucleotides long. RefSeq names its product phosphatidylinositol-4,5-bisphosphate 4-phosphatase 1a (gene pip4p1a). Gene Ontology annotation, molecular function: phosphatidylinositol-4,5-bisphosphate 4-phosphatase activity. The coding region runs from base 80 to 892 and encodes 270 amino acids. Lineage: Eukaryota; Metazoa; Chordata; Actinopteri; Osmeriformes; Osmeridae. The record is from RefSeq and is a predicted model, not a curated record. Gene Ontology annotation, cellular component: phagocytic vesicle membrane; plasma membrane; lysosomal membrane. The transcript is spliced from 7 exons. Gene Ontology annotation, biological process: phosphatidylinositol dephosphorylation.